Messenger RNA from Trichomonas vaginalis G3, 450 nucleotides. RefSeq lists its product as uncharacterized. The annotation marks the transcript as partial. The record is from RefSeq and is a predicted model, not a curated record. NCBI's taxonomy places the organism in Eukaryota, Parabasalia, Trichomonadida, Trichomonadidae. The transcript has a single exon.
AUGGAACUUGAGAGUUUUGAUGUGACUGGACCUUUGGAACCAAUUCUAAUGGCACGUGAUGCUAAUGAUAAAGAAGAGAAAGAUCCUGGACCAAAAACAAUCAUUUCUACGUUAAGUACUUUGUACCCUGAUUUUGUGACCUUAGUGAAAGUUGCUAAUACAUCAAGAAAGAACAAUAAUAUUACUAUGUCUGGUACUGAUGACCUUACUGAUUAUCUUUAUCUCAUUCUUGCUGAAUUAGCGAAGAAAGUUGAGGAGAACAAAAAUAAUGGAGGAAGAACUGCACUUAAGAUUGCAGACAAAGCUGACAAAAGUUAUGUUGACGAAGAGAUACGUAAAGUUGCAUCUAAAGAAUAUACUUUAUCACAGUCUGUCAUACUUAAGACAAUCAAAGGUCCAGAGAAAGAUAUGUACCCAGGUGAUGGUACAACAGUUAAAGUUAAUGAAAGA